Messenger RNA from Rhineura floridana, 6162 nucleotides. It is a transcript of the gene MBTD1, whose product is annotated as mbt domain containing 1. Bases 56 to 2209 code for a protein of 717 amino acids. The record is from RefSeq and is a predicted model, not a curated record. The transcript is spliced from 17 exons. Gene Ontology annotation, biological process: regulation of DNA-templated transcription. Gene Ontology annotation, molecular function: zinc ion binding. Lineage: Eukaryota; Metazoa; Chordata; Lepidosauria; Squamata; Rhineuridae. Gene Ontology annotation, cellular component: nucleus.
UGGGGGGAACGGAGGUGAGCGGCGGUAGGAGGCAUCCUUUGCCCAUGAGGGCCUGAUGGAAAACACAAAGGACCUGACUGAAUAUUCUUCAAGAUCUGAAAGGAAGAGACGCGACUCAUUCGGGAUGUUUGAUGGUUAUGAUAGUUGCAGUGAGGAUACCAGUAGUAGCUCAAGCUCUGAUGAGAGUGAAGAGGAAGUUACUCCCUUACCCUCAAACCUCCCAAUUAUCAAGAAUAAUGGACAGGUCUACACAUAUCCAGAUGGCAAGUCUGGCAUGGCUACCUGCGAAAUGUGUGGGAUGGUUGGUGUCAGAGAUGCCUUUUACUCUAAAACCAAGCGUUUCUGCAGUGUUUCCUGCUCAAGAAGUUACUCAUCGAACUCUAAGAAGGCCAGCAUUCUGGCCAGACUUCAGGUAACGGGAAAACCUCCAACAAAGAAGGCUAAAGUGCUACAAAAACAACCUUUAGUUGCUAAAUUAGCUGCAUAUGCUCAAUACCAAGCAACGGUACAGAACCAAUCAAAGACUAAAACAGCGUCUGUUCCAGUGGAAGGUUUCAAUUGGGGCAACUACAUCAAUAGCAAUAGUUUCACAGCCGCUCCUGUUAACUGUUUUAAACAUGCACCUAUGGGGACUUGCUGGGGUGACAUCUCAGAAGGAGUGCGUAUAGAAGUCCCUAACACAGACUGCAGCCUACCUACCAAAGUCUUCUGGAUUGCUGGGAUCGUAAAAUUAGCAGGUUACAAUGCUUUACUAAGAUAUGAAGGCUUUGAAAGUGAUUCAAGUCUUGACUUCUGGUGCAACAUCUGUGGUCCUGAUAUCCAUCCGGUUGGUUGGUGUGCAACAAGUGGGAAGCCUCUAGUGCCACCUAGAUCCAUUCAACACAAAUACACAAACUGGAAAGCUUUUCUGGUGAAACGACUCACUGGUGCCAAAACUCUUCCUCCUGAUUUCUCUCAGAAGGUGUCAGAAAGCAUGCAGUAUCCUUUCAAGCCUUCUAUGCGAGUAGAAGUUGUUGAUAAAACGCAUCUCUGCCGAACACGGGUAGCAAUUGUAGACAGCGUAAUUGGAGGCAGGUUAAGAUUGGUAUAUGAAGAAAGUGAAGACAAAACAGAUGAUUUCUGGUGCCAUAUGUACAGCCCGCUCAUCCAUCCCAUUGGUUGGUCUCGAAGUAUAGGUCAUCGGUUUAAAAGAUCUGAUAUUGCCAAGAAACAGGACUGUCAUUUUGAUGCAUCCCCACAUUUAUUUGCUAAGGUAAAAGAAGCUGAGUCAAGUGGAGAAUGGUUCAAGGAGGGGAUGAAAUUGGAAGCUAUAGAUCCACUCAACCUUUCUGCAAUAUGUGUGGCAACAAUUAGAAAGGUAUUAGCAGAUGGAUAUCUUAUGAUUGGGAUCGAUGGCUCGGAAGCAGCAGAUGGGUCUGACUGGUUUUGUUACCAUGCCACCUCCCCUUCUAUAUUUCCCGUUGGUUUCUGUGAAAUUAACAUGAUUGAACUAACUCCACCCCGAGGUUAUGCAAAGCUACCUUUCAAAUGGUUUGACUACCUCAGGGAAACGGGUUCAGUAGCAGCCCCUGUGAAGCUCUUUAAUAAGGAAGUUCCAAACCAUGGAUUUCAUGUUGCAAUGAAACUGGAGGCUGUGGAUCUCAUGGAACCUCGUCUAGUAUGUGUGGCCACAGUAACUCGCAUUAUUCACCGUCUGUUGAGGAUACAUUUUGAUGGCUGGGAAGAUGAAUAUGAUCAGUGGGUGGACUGUGAAUCUCCUGACCUCUAUCCUGUAGGAUGGUGUCAGCUGACGGGUUACCAACUGCAGCCUCCGGCAUCACAAUCAUCAAGAGAUAGCCAGUCAAGCUCAUCAAAGCAGAAGAAAAAGUCAAAAUCGCAACAGUAUAAAGGACACAAGAAAAAGAGGAAGAUACCAGUUGGGAAGAAGCCUGUCAGUUUGUCGAACGUCCCCAUGACAGGUGGGGUACGGAGGAGCUUCUCUGGUGAUGAAGAGUUGACUCCUCAGUAUCGAACCCUUCCAGCACAGACAGCCCCGGAGGCCUGCCAGCCUCCCAGGACUAACAGAGAGUUCAGUCCCAGCCUCAAAACAGUAUCCUCACUGCAGCUGAAGGAGGAGUUGCUGGAUGGAGAGGAAUACAGCUUUUUUCAAGGAGCAUCUGAUCAGGAAAGCAAUGGGUCAGCCAGCCACUACAUCAAACAAGAACCCUAAGGCCAAUUCAGAGCAGGAUGGUACAAAAGAGCUUUUCUUCAAGACUGAUGUUCCCGUUCUGAUGAUACAGUUUGAUGGCUUCUACUAAGGGCACUUUGCUAACUGCAGACAAGAUUUCAAUUCAGAAUUUUUGGAGGACGUGGAAACUAUUUUAGUGAAAAAAGAUUUUUCAAUUUAUUAAAAAAAGACACUUGUGUUGUAUUUGAAGCUUUUAAAAGAAUUUUUGUAAUAUUUUCAAGUUCAAAUUUAUUGUGCAUUGUUAAAAAUGAGAUUCUAAUUUUUUGGUAAGAAUUAAAAGCUUAAUUAUAGCAGGAUUGCAGGAAACCCUUUGAGGAAGAUGAGGUGGUAAUAUAGUGGGGGAAAACAAAUGAACUGUUUGUAACAAGUGAGCCUUCUGGUACAAGCUGGGAGAUUCUGAAUUUAAAGCUCCACUAGUCAUACCCUGUCCUUUGGACUUGAGUUUUAGGGUGGUGAAAGCAUACCAAAAUAGGGUGAGAGAAUGGAGUCUGAAAAAAGGUUUAUCCUGGAAGUGGCAACACAGUUUUCAAGAGUCUGCUUAAGAUUGUGGAGAACCAAGCUGUGGCCCAAUCUUUGUGAAGGCCAUUGGGUCUGGACCGGAUACUGCUGCAUUGUGGUUUCCUGUUCACAUUUUUAAGUUUUGGGAUAUUCACGCAAUUGAUCAGCAAAGCUUCAGCAUGUUUCAGCUGGAUAGGUUUCAAGAUGGACAUGAGGUUGGGACACUUUUCUUGUGCAACAAAAAUGAAACAGACUCAAAGGGCCUUUUUCUACAGAAGCUUCAGCAGGCUUGUUUUCCAUCUGGUGGAAGACAGCAUUGGAAGAAGCAAAUAGAGGAAGACAAAGCAUUUUGCUUCCCUACCCAUUAGGAAGAGCUUUUAGCUUGUGAAUUGAACUGGCUUGGGACCUGCUUUGGGCCUCACAUUUUCUUUGACUUGGCUGCUGAUACCAUUUUAAAGCAAAAUGUUUUAGUGACUGGUGUGGCAAGAAUGCUGACUUAUAUGGAAUCUUUCCCCCAAGAGUUGAAACUAUGUGGAUAUUAGCAGAUGGUUUCAUUCUCAGAAUUUAACAUGCUGACAUUUCCACUCUGCGGUGUUGUGACAGGAUGAUGCGUGUCAAGAGUUUUGCUUUUACCAGUAAGGUUCAUUAACUAAACUCUCAGGAAUUAACUGUUUAUGUUCUAUAACUGCUUCUGGGUCAUAGCAGGUCCUCUUUAGAGCAGUAUAACUGUCAAAUUAUUGACUCUAGGGUAGGAUUUAGAAGAAAGUAAUCCUAUAGAUUAACCUCUACACCCUUUAAGCCUAAUGCUUAACACUAGCAACUCGCAAAGCCCCAGAGAUGAUUUUUUUUGGCAUAUAAAUGUUUUGGAAUUUUAAAAAAUGCAUAGAAAGUUGAAAACCAGCAAUUCUGAUUUUUUUCUUAAUUAUCUUGCUCUAUUGUUGGUGAUAUGCCAUUGGUGAUAUGCAAAGGUUUACCACAUUCUAUGCAAGAGGGGAUAAUGGUAUAAAAUUUUGUAGUAUCUACUGGAAGUACAUUUUUUCUGUACAGUAUAGGAAUGUAUGAGAACAACUUCUAUUUUUUUCAUAUAGCUGGGCCAUUUUUGACUGCUUCAUGUGAACACAUUUUUAAACUGAUUAUCAGGUGUCAAAUACUUGUGAACUUAGGUGGUAAUUAGAUAUUGUAUGUCCCUAAAAAGAUUACAGUCAUGAUCCCCAAAAGAGAUCUGGGCUGAGCUGGGCUGCAUUUUUUUUCCUGGAUAGAAUGCCCUCCCCCUUCCAAAAAUGCUGCAUUUCAGCUGUUUUGAAGCUUCCCCAGUUUACAAAGCAGCUCCUAAUGCCACAGAAGAGGGCUGUUCUUGGGGGAGGGGAGCAAAUGCUGUAUUUUUUGUGUGUGUACACAGCCACACAAAGGGGGUUCACUGGAUUUCAACCAGUCUUUCCAAAAGUCUUAAUAAAGACUGGCCUGAGAUCUCUUAUUUUUCUUUCCUUUCUGUAAUUUUUUUUCAGUCCUUAUGCCAGUGCCUCUCCGAAAGGAUGAUCCAUGUCAUCAGACGAGUUUUUUUUUCAGAAUGACCUAGAAGGCAAACUGAGACACCAGAUGGAAUUGUAACCAAGUAUUCUUCACAUUUUAAGAUAAACUGUCUCGGCAGGCCUGGCAAAAUCAAGAUUGUAGUGCUCAAGGGCCAGCAUGCUACACAUGUCACAGCACCUGACUUUGAAGGACUUAGUACAAGUAUUUCUUCUGAUUUUAGUAGGGACGUCUUGCAAAAUCUGUUCAACAUGAAAAAGAGAUACAGGACAAGGCCCAUGUUAGUGUCCUCUAUCAUGAGGAAAAGAAAGCCAGAGUGAGAUAUUUGUAUGUAAAUUGACACUGGUAUGGUCAUAGAAAUCCCAGCUUGAGCUUUGAACCAACACAACAUACCCUUUAGGCUGAGUUGCCCCCUUUUUUCCUGGCAAAAAUUCUGUAUCUUUAACCUCUUAGAAAUUCAGAAGAUACUUUAUCACUGCACAUUGUAUGUUUAGAAUACUUCACCUGUUGAAUUUCUGCUGGUCAUGCAGCUAUAAGGGCAUCGAGCCUUUGUCAGGAUCAAGGGCGGCAAUCCUCCUUCUACCUCUGUUGAAUAUGGCAGCUCCUGGAACAUCCAUAACCCCACUUAAUCCUUACCACAUCAGCCUAGAAAGUGAACUUGAACCAGUACCAGAAAGUCCUGCUGGACCUUAUCAGACCAAGAAUUGUGCUGCAGGGUGAUAAUGUUGGCUAGUGCUAUGUUGUCAGUCCUCAGGUUUUGGAGGUAGAUUUUAGAGGUGUUAAGUUGGUAGCACUGGUAAUCUUUGUUUUUCCCAUUUCUGCCUGUAGAAAUGAUUCCACAUCCUGAUACAUAAUGUGCAUAUGAUAGAAACUUUAAAUAUGGAAACAACUAUUCUUAAAAAUUGCUCCUAAUUUAAAAGCUAUGAAGCUUAUUUUUUAAAAAGUCCCUAUUCCAGUUUAGUUGCCUGGGAUUAUUUUUUGUUUCUUCAGUGUUGAUUCUAAGCAACAUUUAUUUGUGGCCUCUUAAUACAGCAGAUGACUGGGUGACAGUGAGCUUUCUUAGUAUCGAGUUUAAUUGCUUUGGUAUGCAUGCAUUUUUGUAUAAUUUAGCUCUGAGAACAUUCUUUUUAUUUUACUGUGAACUAAUUAAUGCAAACAAAUUGGGAUUGUGUCAGGGGGGAGUUGGUCAGGGAUUUGACGCCUGUAAUGAUGCUAAGGGUCAGCUUAUUUCAGUAUUCAGCACAUAGCAAAUUUUUUUAAAACAAGGCGGCACCACAGAGAAGGUAAAGUUACGCUGUAAGUGCUCCUUUUUACAGCUCAACAUUUUAUAGCUGGCCGUUUUUUAUGUUUAAAAUUCCUUGCUGAAUCUGAGAAAAGCAAAAGCAGUGAUCAGUUUCUUGUUCUAUUGAUACUAACACGGGUUUCAGUGUUUGUUUGUUUUUAUUGUUGUCAUUUUUAUGUGAUGUGAACACCUUCUCCCAUCAAUAUUUGUAUUAUGGUGCUAAUAUAUUUGGUAACAAUCCUUUAUUGGAAAGGGAUUAAAACUGUGAUUAAAUUGAUUUUUUCUUUUUAAUUUUCAUAUUUAAGUAAAGUCUCAGCCAUUUAUAAAAAAAGAAAAAAAGCAUCAACUUUUGCCACUGGAAAAACUAUCAGGGCAGAAGUUUUUUAAAAAAAGUUGAAUAGGGUUUUUACAUCAUUUCUGUAUGUAUUUGAUAUAGAUCAAUAUCUGUAUAAAUUUAAUCUUUUAUUUUCUGGUAACUUGUGUGGUCAAAUGGGAGCGUUUUAAAACCUCUAAUGAAAUGUAUAUAACUCAGUGAAAAAUGCUUUUGAAGAAAUUAAUGUUACUUUCAUUUUUAUCAGACUGCAGAUUUUCAAGCAUGGAUGUGAAAAAGCAUUAAAAAAUAUAACUU